GUUUGCUACGUAGAUGCUGCUCAAUGUUGCUACACGUACGAGUUCAUUUCUGAACCCACUAUAGCGGAGAGCAGUCAGGCCUUCGAUUCCCUCUCCGAGGCCGGAUGGUAAAAUCCAACCUCCAGCGGAUACUAAACAGUCAUUGCUUUGCUCGCGAAAAAGAAGGAAAACAACAGUUCCACACCAUCAUGGAUGCUUUAAGUAACGACAGUAACGUUAGUAUUUGUGACAUGAUUGGCAACCUGUCCCUGCACUGUAGUAGUACCCACGGUCCAGGGCCUCUGUGGUGCUCCGAUGCCCCUCUCCCACCCCUGAAGAUCCCAGGUGGGCGAGGGAAUGGUCAACGGGAUCACACUUCUGCAACUCGAACUUUGCAUUCAGACAUGAAGUUGACAGUAACUGAGGAGGUGGGAGGGGGUGGGCGCCCUGCAAUACUUCACUUCCAGAGCCGCCCCACUGUGUCACGGGUGAUCCACUGGGAGGCUGUUCUUAGCGGGGAAGGCCUGUAUGUGGAGAUCCCACAAGACUUACUGCUUGAGGGCAGCAAGGAGAGUUUUGUGUCUCUUCUGGAGUUUGCUGAAGAACAUCUUAAAGUUGUCAGCGUGUUUGUCUGCUUUUACAAGAACAGAGAAGAUUGUGCAAAAUUAGUGCGCACAUUCAGCUUUCUGGGCUUUGAGAUUGUGAAACCAGGCCAGGCCCUCGUCCCACCUCGACCCGAUGUUUUCUUCAUGGCCUACAACUUUGACAGGGAUUCUUCUGAUGAAGAUUAGUUCCGACCUACGCCCCUUCCAUCUCACUAUAUUUCCCAACUAUUUUUCACUCUGUGAUCCAAGUUGUCCCAUGCUUAUUUGUUACACUGAAGAAAGUAGUUUUAGAUGUGUUCUCUGUAGUAUGGCUGAUAAAGUUCUCUCUGUCCCCCUGUCAUCUAUAUCCUUCCUGCUCCUUUUCAAUAUUUUCUGUGUUGAAUGACUGUAUGCCUAUUAUUUAGAUUGAUUGGUAUUACAGAACAAAAGAGGGACGCUCUUGAAAGGGACUUAUAAGCAUAUUGCAAUUCUCAAAUAUCAGAAAAAAAUGUUUGUUUUGUCAUUUUAUUGUGAAAAUACUCUUGAAUGUACAAACAGGUCAUUUAGUUUACAUUUUGGUACAUCAGUGCUAUCAUUUGAUUGGCUUACUAGAGGAAACAGGAUUGUUUCCCAUUUCAUAUAGCGAUAGCUUGGUAAGACCUGAGAUUACAAAGUGGUUGUCUUAUCGUGACUACAGGAGUAUGUGGUACGUAUCUGCUGGUUGUUAGCCCUAAAGACCAUGGAAGUUAAAUGGAAAAUGUUUGUUGAUUAUGUAAUAACUGAAACCAGAAUCCGGAACACUUAUAAAAAAAAAUGAGAUGCUGAUGAGUGAAUUGGUACAAAGCUUGAUAAAACAUCCAAAGUGCUUUUGCCUCUUUAUUGUGUGUAUCAGAUAUUUUCUUUAGCAGUAUUUCCAUGUUGUUUUUACUGGCCUAGAAAUUCUUUACUUUUUCUGAUAGAUUUGGAUGAUGUACACCUACAUAGUGGUACCUGAUGUGCUUCUGUAAUAAUAAUAAAAAUAUUUAGGAAAUA
Alosa sapidissima (American shad) is the source of this 1595-nucleotide messenger RNA. It is a transcript of the gene oaz1b, whose product is annotated as ornithine decarboxylase antizyme 1b. The record is from RefSeq and is a predicted model, not a curated record. Gene Ontology annotation, molecular function: ornithine decarboxylase inhibitor activity. Lineage: Eukaryota; Metazoa; Chordata; Actinopteri; Clupeiformes; Clupeidae. Gene Ontology annotation, biological process: positive regulation of protein catabolic process. Gene Ontology annotation, cellular component: cytoplasm; nucleus.